AUUACCAGUAGCUCUGGUUCUGCCGACCCGGGCGCUCGCUCGCCCUCGCGCGCGCACACGCACCCCCUUCACCUGCACAGACUUGAAAGUCCAGUUUCGCCAGAGAGACUGAGGCACCUGGAAAAGGGGAGAGAGUUCAUUGGAUCAAACAUGUCACAAGAGACGGACAAUAAAAACCGGCUUGUGACCAUAGUGCCAAGUGAUGCUCCGUUCAAUUCCAGAAGAGCCUAUACAAGUGAAGAUGAAGCUUGGAAAUCUUACCUGGAGAACCCCUUAACAGCAGCCACUAAAGCUAUGAUGAGCAUAAAUGGCGACGAGGACAGUGCUGCUGCUCUUGGAUUACUGUACGAUUAUUAUAAGGUUCCAAGAGAUAAGAGGCUGUUGCCUGUUAACAAAGUGAGUGACAGUCAAGAAGACCAAGAAAAAAGAAGCUGUCUUGUCACCAGUGAAGCUCAGAAUAACUUGAACAACAGUGAUGAAAAUAGAGUGCAGGUACUGAAAACGGUCCCUGUGAAUCUCUCUUUGAAUCAGGAGCAGCUGGAGACGUCCAAAAGGGAGCCGUUCAGCACCGGUGUGUCUGGAAGCCCAACCUCAAUUUCUGUGACGGGAGUCAUGGUGGUAAAAGCAGAAGACUACACCCCUGUUUACAUGGCUCCAUCAGUGCAUUAUGCAAGGGGUGAAAAUGAAGAGCAUCGGGGGGUUAUAUUUGAACAUGCACAUUAUGAAGUGCCCAGCAUCACACCCCAUACGACUUACAUGAAAGAUGACCAACGCAGUACUCCUGAUAGUACUUACAGUGAUACCUUCAAAGAUGGCAGUGCAGAGAAAUUUCGCAGUGGCUCUGUGGGGCCUGAGGAAUACAUUUACGAACAAACAGCCAGCACAUUUCGAUAUACUUUGGAAGCUACCAAAUCUCUGCGCCAAAAGCAAGGAGAGGGACCAAUGACCUACUUAAACAAAGGGCAAUUUUAUGCCAUCACAUUGAGCGAGACUGGAGACAACAAGUGUUUCAGACACCCAAUCAGCAAAGUCAGGAGUGUGGUCAUGGUUGUCUUCAGUGAAGAUAAAAACCGAGAUGAACAGCUGAAGCACUGGAAAUACUGGCAUUCCCGGCAACACACGGCUAAGCAAAGGGUUCUUGACAUUGCUGAUUACAAAGAGAGCUUCAACACAAUUGGGAAUAUUGAAGAAAUUGCCUAUAAUGCAGUGUCGUUUACUUGGGAUGUCAACGAAGAAGCAAAGAUUUUCAUCACUGUGAACUGCCUGAGCACAGACUUCUCUUCUCAAAAAGGAGUGAAGGGACUUCCUUUGAUGAUCCAGAUUGACACCUACAGCUACAACAACCGCAGUAACAAGCCCAUCCACCGUGCCUUCUGCCAGAUCAAGGUUUUCUGUGACAAGGGUGCGGAGAGGAAGAUUCGAGAUGAAGAGAGGAAGCAAAAUAGGAAGAAAGUGAAAGGCCAGCUAUCGCAACCUCCGUGUAGCAAUGCUGAAGGGAAACUGGCUGCGGUCCCUCUCCAGAAGAAGAGCGACAUCACCUUCUUCAAAACGAUGACUGACCUGGACUCCCAGCCUGUUCUUUUCAUACCGGAUGUUCACUUCGGGAAUCUCCAAAGGACCGGGCAGAUUUACUACAACACAGACGAUGAGCGAGAAGGAGGUCUCUUAACAAAAAGGAUAUUUCGGCCAGUAGAGGAGGAGUUUUGCUCACCACCGCUGAAACAAAUAAAAGAAGAAGGAGCCAAAAGAGUGCUGCUAUACGUGAGAAAAGAGGCUGACGAAGUGUUUGAUGCUUUGAUGUUAAAGUCCCCCACUGUAAAAGGACUCAUGGAAGCUAUUUCUGAGAAGUACGGCCUUCCAGCUGAGAAGAUUACAAAGCUUUACAAGAAGAGUAAAAAGGGGAUCUUGGUAAACAUGGAUGAUAACAUAAUUGAACAUUAUUCCAAUGAAGACACUUUCAUCCUGAACAUAGAGAGUGUGGCGGAAGGCUUCAAGGUCACAUUGACGGAGAUCUAAUCCUGUGUAGCAUCUUGCUCCUAUUUUAAGGAAGGGAACAGUUCCUCUACAGCCCUGAUGGCUCCCUAAUGCUGA
Messenger RNA from Euleptes europaea (tarantolino), 2091 nucleotides. It is a transcript of the gene GRHL2, whose product is annotated as grainyhead like transcription factor 2. The record is from RefSeq and is a predicted model, not a curated record. Gene Ontology annotation, cellular component: nucleus. NCBI's taxonomy places the organism in Eukaryota, Metazoa, Chordata, Lepidosauria, Squamata, Sphaerodactylidae. Gene Ontology annotation, biological process: neural tube development; brain development; regulation of transcription by RNA polymerase II. Bases 151 to 2016 code for a protein of 621 amino acids. Gene Ontology annotation, molecular function: DNA-binding transcription activator activity, RNA polymerase II-specific; RNA polymerase II cis-regulatory region sequence-specific DNA binding. The transcript is spliced from 16 exons.